UCCUGGGUACUUCUUAGCCCCUCAUCUAGCCCUGCUGCUGUUCCCAGGUUUUGGGAACUCAGCACCUUCAAAGGAAACAAACACAGAAGCAGGACGGGCAGAGCUGCUGGAGCGGGUGCUGCGGGAGCUGAAGGUGCAGAAUGCUGUGCUGGUGAGCCCCUCACUGAGCGGCCGCUAUGCCCUGCCCUUCCUGAUGCAAGGCCACCACCAGCUACAUGGAUUUGUGCCCAUCGCACCCACCUCCACCCGGAACUACACGCAGGAGCAAUUCUGGGCUUUAAAGACCCCAACCCUCAUCCUCUAUGGGGAGCUGGACCACACCAUGGGCCAAGAGUCACUGCGGCAGCUCCGCCACCUGCCCAACCACUCCGUGGUGAAGCUACACAAUGCGGGCCAUGCCUGCUACCUCCACCAGCCAAAAGACUUCCACCUUGUCCUCCUGGACUUCCUUGACCAUUUGCCUUGAACUCCCCCACUUCCCAGGCCUGAUCUGAGCAUGGAAGGCGUGGUCCACCAUUCCCCCCUCCAGGAAGACAUUCUUUGGGAUUGGAGGGCAGAGGGGCAGGCCCAGCCAGGCCUUCCCAUUUCAUUUCACAGGUACAAUAAAGUAAAGCUAUUUGUCUUUACUGGAGAGUGGCAGGUUGUUCCCUGACAUGCUUUGCAAGCGGUGGGAGUGGGAGGCAAGUCUGG
Castor canadensis (American beaver) is the source of this 690-nucleotide messenger RNA. The record is from RefSeq and is a predicted model, not a curated record. Lineage: Eukaryota; Metazoa; Chordata; Mammalia; Rodentia; Castoridae.